This is a messenger RNA of Aspergillus puulaauensis, 1521 nucleotides long. RefSeq lists its product as uncharacterized. The coding region runs from base 1 to 1521 and encodes 506 amino acids. The record is from RefSeq and is a predicted model, not a curated record. Lineage: Eukaryota; Fungi; Ascomycota; Eurotiomycetes; Eurotiales; Aspergillaceae. Gene Ontology annotation, molecular function: iron ion binding; heme binding; oxidoreductase activity, acting on paired donors, with incorporation or reduction of molecular oxygen. The transcript is spliced from 6 exons.
AUGCCUCUGGGUGUUUCAAUGGUCCUCCGGUGUGAUGCCUGGGCUACUCUUGCCCUUCUCUUAUUACUCUGUGGUCUUUCCGCUCUCUUCUGUCGGUUUAUCAGGCAGGCAUCGUUUCCUGAUGGAGCACCACGGCUGCUUAGAGAGGGCUAUCCCACGCUCGGUGCACUACGGUUCUUUUCAGAUCGAUACAACUUGUACUUCGAUGGCAUUUCUUCGUCUCGAACGGGCAGCUUUAGCUUUUAUUUCGGCAAACAUCAGAUUGUUGGAAUUUCGGGUCUCGAAGGCCGCAAGGUUUUCUUCCAGAGCAAAGAAAUGGACUUGAGCCAAGGUUACACACUUCUCCUAGCUACAACUCCGUCCUUCAAAGCCUCACCACGUCCUCCUGAUGAAGCACUUCAUUCAUCCAAAUGGUUUCGGCAUACUCUUGCCGGCAUGGUGUCAAAAGACAACCUUGUCGCAAAUCUUCUGUCUAUGAUUAAAGACACCAACACUGCAUUCAAGAAUGCGACGGACCCCAUUACUAAAACUGGUCUUGUCGACAUAUUCGACGAGACCAGCUACAUUUUAUACCAGUCAACGAUGCGAGUCAUUGGUUUCCACAAAAUAGCCGACUCAGAGGAGCUCUGUAGCACGACCCUCAAGUUAUUCGAAUGUAUCGAAAAUGGGACUUCUCCAUCGCGCAUCAUUUUCCCAUGGCUACCUACCCCGGCGUUUCUUCGACGACUCACUGCAGGCAUAAAACUGUAUCAAACUUUUAAACGACUCAUUCAAGCUGAGGAAGAUAUGGGUCAAAGGAUUGAUGAUGGUUCUCAAUCACUAGCGAAAAGCAGACGCCCCAUUGAAGAUAUUAUUGGGUUUGUACUUGGUACCCUAUUUGCAAGUCAAGUCAAUACUCCUAUUUGUGCUGCCUGGCUGCUGGUUUAUCUAGCCACAAAUUUACACUGGCUCAAUCUAGUGCGUACCGAGAUCGACUCUGUACUAAAAAGACACGGAGAUCCAGGCGAGACACCUAAUGAAACCUUUGGCCGCCUAAGUAUUGACGUAUGGGAGUCUGAGUUUCCUCUAAUCGAGCUAUGCUUGCGUGAGUGUAUCAGGCUUCAUCUUGCUGGAUCAGCAUUCCGCAGAAAUAUCAGUGGCCAAAGUGUGCCGAUUGGCAGUACUGGAGAGGUCAUACCGAAAGAUGCCUAUCUUUUCUAUCUCGUUGAUGAAGUUCAUUUCAACCCAGAUAUCUACCCUAAUCCAAACCUAUGGGACCCGGGGAGAUAUCUCCCAGGUGGCCCUAGAAGCAACAAUAUUCCACUCAGUUAUCUUGGUUGGGGAGCCGGCCGGCAUCCAUGCGGCAUGAGACUUGCCAAGCUCAAUGUGACGGUAAUCAUAAGCAGUUUUGUGUCCAUGUUCAAGUUUACCCUGUGCAACGACCAAGGAGAACCUGUUGCUGAGCCCCCGAUCCCAGACCGCAAUUUGCAUAGUCCGCGUAAACCAUCUGCGUCUCUCAGGUUGAAAGUCAAACGCCUGUAA